Molecule: messenger RNA, 2273 nt
Organism: Eurypyga helias (sunbittern)
Lineage: Eukaryota; Metazoa; Chordata; Aves; Eurypygiformes; Eurypygidae
Product: leucine-rich repeat-containing protein 16A
Exons: 21
Biological process (GO): cell migration; regulation of Arp2/3 complex-mediated actin nucleation
Cellular component (GO): lamellipodium; plasma membrane
Molecular function (GO): protein binding
Source: RefSeq, a predicted model, not a curated record
ACAUCCAUUUUCUCUUCACUCCCCUGACAGGUGUGUCAUCUUUGAGCAUCCAGUUUGCCAAACUUCCAAAGGGACUGAAACAUUUAAAUUUAUCUAAAACCUCCUUGUCACCUAAAGGAGUGAAUAGCCUUUCCCAGUCACUGAGUGCCAACUCGCUGAUCACGAACACGCUCGUCUAUCUUGACCUCUCAGGGAACGCGCUCCGUGGGGAUGAUCUCUCAAGCCUGUACAAUUUUUUGGCCCAGCCAAAUGCCCUUGUUCAUCUGGAUUUAUCCAACACGGAGUGUGCGCUAGAUAUGGUGUGUGGAGCCCUCCUUCGUGGAUGUCUUCAGCAUCUAGCUGUCCUUAGCCUCUCUAGGACCCUUUUUUCUCACAGAAAAGGAAAAGAAGUCCCUCCCUCCUUCAAACAGUUUUUCAGUAGCUCACUUGCUUUGAUGCAGAUUAAUCUUUCGGGAACUAAACUCCCUCCUGAGCCUCUAAAAGCGCUUUUAUUAGGCCUGGCUUGCAAUCACAAUCUGAAGGAGGUGUCUUUAGACCUCAGUAGCUGUGAGUUAAGAUCAGGAGGUGCACAAGUCUUGGAAGGAUGCAUAGCAGAAAUACACAAUAUCACCAGCCUAGAUAUUUCAGACAAUGGCCUAGAAUCUGACCUCUCAACCCUUGUAGUCUGGCUCAGUAAAAACCGCUCAAUAAGACACUUGGCGUUAGGCAAAAACUUUAACAACAUGAAAUCCAAAAAUCUCACUCCAGUACUUGAUAAUUUAGUUCAGAUGAUUCAAGACGAGGAUUCACCGCUGCAGUCAUUGUCCCUAGCAGAUUCCAAGCUGAAGACGGAGGUCACCAUCAUUAUUAAUGCCUUGGGCAGCAACACUUCUCUUACAAAAGUGGAUAUUAGUGGAAAUGCUAUGGGAGAUAUGGGAGCAAAGAUGCUGGCAAAAGCCCUACAGAUAAACACCAAGCUCAGAACUGUCAUAUGGGACAAGAAUAACAUCACUGCACAGGGCUUCCAGGACAUUGCUGUGGCACUGGAAAAGAAUUAUACUUUGAGAUUCAUGCCUAUACCGAUGAAUGAUGCUUCCCAAGCACUCAAAACAAACCCUGAGAAAACAGAAGAGGCACUGCAAAAGAUAGAAAACUACUUGCUUCGUAACCACGAGACCAGAAAGUACCUGCAGGAGCAAGCGUACCGGCUGCAGCAAGGCAUUGUCACUAGUACCACUCAGCAGAUGAUUGACAGAAUAUGUGUAAAAGUGCAGGACCAUCUCAACUCUUUAAGAAACUGUGGUGUGGAUGCUGUACAGGAAGAUGUCAGAUCUGCAGAACGGCUCAUGCGGGAUGCAAAGAACUCCAAAACACUCUUACCAAAUCUCUAUCACCUUGGCGGAGCUUCUUGGGCAGGAGCAAACGGUUCACUCUCCAAUCCAAUCCAAGAGACACUUGAAUCCAUGGCUGGAGAAGUCACAAGGGUUGUGGAUGAGCAGCUUAAGACACUCCUCGAGUCUAUGGUGGACGCAGCGGAAAACCUUUGCCCAAAUGUAAUGAAGAAAGCUCGCAUCCGCGAAGACCUGAUUGAGGCCAGCACUGAGAAGAUUUCCAUCCCACGCACUUUUGUGAAAAAUGUCCUCUUGGAGCAAUCUGGAAUUGAUAUCCUCAAUAAAAUUAGUGAAGUAAAGCUGACAGUGGCUUCUUUCCUGUCUGACCGAGUUGUAGAUGAAAUCCUGGAUGCACUUUCCCACUGCCAUCACAAGCUGGCUGACCAUUUGACCAGACGUGGCAAACCUCUUCCACAGCAAGAAUCACUGGAAAUCGAGUUAGCAGAAGAAAAACCAACUAAACGGUCUAUCAUCACGGUUGAGGAGUUGACAGAGAUAGAACGCUUGGAAGAUCUGGACACUUGUAUGAUGACUCCUAAAUCAAAAAGGAAAAGCAUCCACAGCAGAAUGCUCCGGCCGGUAUCCAGAGCUUUUGAAAUGGAAUUUGAUCUAGAUAAAGCACUGGAAGAAGUACCUAUCCAUAUAGAAGACCCACCAUUUCCUUCCAGCAGGCCGGACAAACGAACUUCUGGAUUCAUUUCAGAGCUGCCAUCAGAAGAAGGGAGAAAACUGGAACAUUUUACAAAACUAAGGCCCAAAAGGAAUAAAAAGCAGCAGCCCAGCCAAGCAGCAGUGUCUGCUGGAGUGCCUCCAGAAGGGGAUCAGAAUGGCCUCAUGGGGAGAGUGGAUGAAGGCGUGGAUGAAUUUUUCACUAAGAAAGUGACAAAAAUGGAUUCAAAGUAA